UGUGUCUGUGUGUGUUUGUUGUCGAGUCUCUUUCGGUCCGUGGUUGGAACUAAAGAUCUCCAGUGACCCGGAGGAGCAGCGGAGCCUCAGGCCGGGAGAUGGACAACAGCAAGCGGACCGUGGUGGUCACAGGUUUCGGGCCUUUUGGCGAGCACACGGUCAACGCCAGCUGGGUCGCAGUGCAGGAACUGAAGAAGCUGGGACUGGGCAGCGAAGUGGACCUGCAUGUGUACGAGGUUCCAGUAGAGUACCAGACAGUCCAGAGUCUGGUUCCUUCAUUAUGGAAGCAGUAUCAUCCGCUGUUGGUCGUUCAUGUUGGAGUCUCCGGAAUGGCCACCACUGUCACCCUGGAGAAGUGCGGCCGAAAUAGUGGCUAUAAGGGUCUGGACAACAGCAGCUUCUGUCCUGACUCACAGUGCUGCAUUGUGGGAGGCCCAGACUGCAUCGACUCAGUUAUUGACAUGGAAUCUGUCUGUAAGAGAGUGACUGCCUCGGGGCUCGGAGUAGCUGUGACUGUCUCCAAAGACGCUGGGAGAUAUCUCUGUGACUUCACCUACUACACGUCUUUGUACCUGAGUCACGGCCGCUCUGCUUUCAUCCACGUGCCUCCUCUUGGAAAGCCUUACAGUGGUGAAGACCUGGGUCGUGCACUGAAGGCCAUCGUCCAAGAGAUCCUUGAGCUUCGUGACCAGGCGGAGGAGAAGCUCCACUGCCAGCAUCACUUCCACUAAGUGACCUCCAGAUGCCAACCAUCCUCUCUCCAGCACUCGCCACACAAGAGAAAUUGCACUUAACCACAAGUAGCCAAACGUCCUCCUUUUUAAAAUCUUUGUCUGUAUUUGGACAAAAUGAAAAUAUCAGCAUAUAGAACUUUUUCAGUGUUUGCUUCUCUUUGUUUUAGGUUUUUGCUUGUUGUUUUUGCUAAGCCUGAUCAUUUGUUGCGUAUAAAUGUCUCCCGAUGGCGAGAAGAUAAAAUGGGAGUUUGAAGACAACCCUUAGUCACACUGAAACGUAAGCCUUUCUGCCACUUCCAAGGAAUAUGAAACAUUUUGACUUUGACAUUUUGAUCAUGGGAAUUACUGUAGGACCACGAAGAAAACCCCGCAGCUAAGUGCUACUCCUUUUUGUUCAUAUGCAGUUCAAAUAGUUCUAGACGGUGUGUAAUGUGGCAAAUAUGGCAACCUUUACCCCAAAAGUGACUACUACUAUUGCACCUUAUAGGGUUAGGGUUAUUGAAUUGGUUAUAGAAGUCACAUUUGGGGUAACUGCUAUAUCCUCUUUAUACAAUUAGAUUUUCUUCAUCCUUAGAUUUUGAGUUUCCAUCUGUCACAAUAUGUUUCAGUCCACAGAUCUUAACACCUGGAUGUCUCUAAAUGGUAAAUGACCAUGAUAAAUUAUGUAGAGAUGUUCAGCAUUAAGCUGUAAUCUUAUUUCAAUUCCCUUCAGAUACUUUUCCAGUUGCUCUAUAGCCUAAUUGUGCUGUUUUCACAUUUUAUGUUGAGUUGUUUCUUGAGUGCUUUUUCUUUAUAAGAAGUUGUAAAUUUGCCUUCUUUUACAAAGGUUAUUUUAAUCAGGGAACGGGUUGGUUCCAGCUCAUCUUCCCCCAGGUUUUUGGCCCAAUUCUGAGGAAAUUCAUGUUGUGGUUUUGCCAAAAUUCUGUUAGAGUUACAGAAUUAGAGAAUUGGGCCUGGACAUUUAUUUCUGUAGCACUUUCUUUAUCCACUUGUACUUAUUCUGGAAUUUGAACUGCAUUUUUCAAAGAAUUUGCAUGUUUUAUUUUAUUUUCAGUCACUUUAUUACGACAUAUGUAGCUUUCCAGAUAUUCACACACAUCCAUCCCAUGUUUAACCUCCCCUCCCAUUGAUUAUCAUGCAUGUGUGGUAUGCUUUAUAGGUGGCUUAUGCUUUACUUUCCUGAGCUUUGGUUUGUUCAACCUGCAGCAAAUUCUUUCAUCAUGUCUGUGAUGGUGCCACACUCCAGGUGUCAAGUUUCUCUUUUUAAUAUUUGUCUGUUUCACUGUGUUCACGAGCAUUUUCCUGACGGCUGAGCGGUCGCUCAGUACCUCCCACAACACCAAGCACAGCUUCCGUUUUAUAUGUUUCAGUAGUAAAUGUAGCAUUGAACGUUGUAUAUGCGGCUGCACCCCCCAGUGUAUCACCAACACUAUCUCCCUGUUUAAUACAAAGAUGUAGUGUGUAUAUAUAUAUAUAUAUAUAAACUGCCAUACCUAGUUUUGAGAAACUAGCAUCAUCUUACAUUGAACUGAACAAGAUUGAACUUCAUCUCAGACUUUGAUUUCUCAUCUCAGCCUUUGGCAUUUACCUCCUCCUGUCUUGUUGAUGUGGUUUAAAACUCUCCUGGAAAUAUUGCAAAUUUUUUAAAUGAGUUUGCAGGUGCUAGUAUUUUACUGUGUGGCUUUACAAGUGCUGAGAUGUGAAAGAGUUGUGGAGGAGCUCCCCCUAAAAAAUGUGUCCGCUCUCAAAUGUGAAAGCCUCGAGUUUACGUACGAGGUGACAUCUGACCCUGACUCUUUCCUGUGCCUUGCUGUUGUUUAUGUGUGUUAUGAGGCCUUAAAAAUGCUCAGCGGGUCAGUUCAAAGAUAUAUUACUGAUUCUGUCCAGUCAGAUGUGUGGCUACCUCAAGAAUACUUUUUAUCUCUGUGCGUGCUCUGUUGUAUAACAUAACGGCUCUGUGAAAUAUUGUGAGUUCCUGUGUUUGGGGAGUUUCCUCUGCCUCUGACAUUAACAUAGCACAAUAAGUAAUUCUGGCUUUGUAAAAGAAAAAGCUUUGAGGUAAAGAAUUAAAGGAUCAUAAAUAUUGUUUGUGUCCAGUACUUCAACUUUGUUUGUUUUGUAUUUUUCCACCAGUGGUUUUUAUGAAAAACAAUGUCUUGUCAAAUGUACAAACACACAGUUGUAUUAAAGGUGCCAAUCAAAGAUCAUA
Limanda limanda (common dab) is the source of this 2943-nucleotide messenger RNA. It is a transcript of the gene pgpep1, whose product is annotated as pyroglutamyl-peptidase I. Gene Ontology annotation, biological process: proteolysis. The record is from RefSeq and is a predicted model, not a curated record. The transcript has 5 exons. NCBI's taxonomy places the organism in Eukaryota, Metazoa, Chordata, Actinopteri, Pleuronectiformes, Pleuronectidae. Gene Ontology annotation, molecular function: pyroglutamyl-peptidase activity. Bases 99 to 731 code for a protein of 210 amino acids. Gene Ontology annotation, cellular component: cytosol.